CGCUGCCCGCUGCGCACGCGCAGGUGCUAGGUGGCACUCGGCGGUCCAAAGGGGAGUUCAAGGAGACGGGGGCGACGCGGCUGUGGGCGCCGGGUCGGGGCCGGGGCUACCGCCGCCAUGCCUGGGAUAGUGGAGCUGCCCACUCUGGAGGAUCUGAAAGUGCAGGAGGUGAAAGUCAGCUCUUCGGUGCUCAAGGCGGCUGCCCAUCACUAUGGAGCUCAGUGCGAUAAGCCCAACAAGGAGUUCAUGCUGUGCCGCUGGGAGGAGAAAGACCCGAGGCGGUGUUUAGAGGAAGGCAGGCUUGUCAACAAGUGUGCCCUGGACUUCUUUAGGCAGAUAAAGGUUCACUGUGCAGAGCCUUUUACAGAAUAUUGGACCUGCAUUGAUUAUUCCGGCCUGCAGUUGUUUCGUCGCUGUCGCAGACAGCAGGCCAAAUUUGACGAGUGUGUGCUGGACAAACUGGGCUGGGUGCGACCUGACCUGGGAGAGCUGUCAAAGGUCACCAAAGUGAGGACAGAUCGACCUUCACCAGAGAAUCCCUAUCACUCAAGAGCAAGACCAGAGCCCAAUCCUGAGGUAGAAGGAGAUCUGAAGCCUGCCAGACAUGGCAGCCGCAUUUUUUUCUGGACCGUGUGAAGAUAGGUCCACAGCCCACACUCAGUCAUGCGCCCAGACAACUGAUGGAAACUCAUGCGGUUUGCAUCGGCUGAUAGGGGGCUCUUUCCGGGAUCACAAACAUUAACAAGAAGUUAAUUUAUGUCACUUGGCAGUUAUUCUAUACCAUUUCCUGGCCAUUAAAAAUUUUAAAGGAAA
Molecule: messenger RNA, 813 nt
Organism: Manis pentadactyla (Chinese pangolin)
Lineage: Eukaryota; Metazoa; Chordata; Mammalia; Pholidota; Manidae
Gene: NDUFA8
Product: NADH:ubiquinone oxidoreductase subunit A8
Exons: 4
Coding region: 118-636 (172 amino acids)
Biological process (GO): mitochondrial electron transport, NADH to ubiquinone
Source: RefSeq, a predicted model, not a curated record